This is a messenger RNA of Wyeomyia smithii (pitcher-plant mosquito), 2407 nucleotides long. Its product is annotated as endochitinase-like. The coding region runs from base 299 to 2302 and encodes 667 amino acids. Lineage: Eukaryota; Metazoa; Arthropoda; Insecta; Diptera; Culicidae. The record is from RefSeq and is a predicted model, not a curated record. The transcript is spliced from 7 exons. Gene Ontology annotation, cellular component: extracellular region. Gene Ontology annotation, molecular function: chitin binding; chitinase activity. Gene Ontology annotation, biological process: chitin catabolic process; carbohydrate metabolic process.
AGUCGAAGGCACGCCGGCAUGAUGAAUUUAUACUGGAAGUUUUCAGUUUGACAGCAGGCACCGAUCGAGAAUUUGCCGAUUGUCGCACAUAUGAAACAUAAGUUAGAAGAAAAACAUUCACGAAAACAAAUUAAAAGGUGGAUGUGCCCAAUAGAAAAACACUCGCUUUUCGCCAAUUGACCAUAUAAGUGUUUCCGCGAGGUGCGCCGCGACUACUUUCGUAUCUAUAGCAACGGGUAGGUAAUACGUUUUUUCGCGGGUUUUGCCUCAAAUUGUUUCAAGCUGGCCGAGAAAAAGCAUGGCGGGUCCGCGAAUGUCUGGCUGGAUCGGAACGCUGGUGCUUGCGGUGGUUAUUUCACGGCCGAAUCGGGUGGAAGCCAAAGUUCCGCAGCUAUUUUUGUCGGUGAAAGGUGCCAAUGUGUCCAGCUGGAACUUACAGGAUGUGUCUAGUGCUUAUGUGAUAGUGACCGAUACGUUAGUUAGUCCCGAAGGACAACCGUUGUCAUUGCUGGGUAGAGAAUUGAAUGGAUCAAAGUUCAACGGGUUGAACAAGUUGGGAUCUGGAGUAAAACUGUUGGCGUCGUUUGGAGGCAGUGCUGUUCCCUCGGAGCUUUUCUCGCAUCUUGUGGAGGAUAGUACGAGGAGAGCAAAAUUCGUACGGAAUGCAAUCCGUUUUGUGACUAGAAAUGAAUUCAGUGGUGUUGAUAUAGCCUGGUUGUAUCCUACUGACGCAGAUAAGGAAAGUUAUGGCAAUCUUCUGAAUGAACUGAGGACGGCUUGCGAUAGAAAAAAGUUGAUUUUAACGGUGACUGUUCCCAGCCAUCCAUCCGUCAUUGGGAGAAACUAUCCUACGAAAGAGUUGGAGAAUGUAGCUAACUAUGUUAUACUUUGCACUAAUGAGUUCAGAAAAUUAAAGAAAACGUCAUUGGUUGCACCUCUGUAUUCUGUAAAAGAAAGAUCCUCCAACAGUGUGGAUUCUCAUAUCAAUGCAUGGAAAAAGGCUGGAAUUAGCGGUGACAAACUCGUAAUGGUGAUUCAAACUAACUCCUUGACAUAUAAACUGCCUCAACCGAACGAGUACCGCUUGGGAACCCCAGCACUGAAGCUUAAAAUCCGACCGUUCUACAAAAUUUGCCAGAAGUUGUACAGUGGAUCGUUGGAGGUGUUCGAAGAAACGGCCCGCUGUCCGUACGCAUUCCGUGAAAAAAAUUGGUAUUCUUACGAGAACAGUAAGUCAAUUCAGGAAAAGGUUGAAUACGCCGUUAGUCAAUCCUUAGGCGGAGUGGGAGUCUUCCAUUACGACGAUGAUGAUCCGUUUGAUGUGUGCGGUGACGGAUCGCAUCCUGUAACGCGAGCUGUUGUUGCGUCAUUGGUUGCGUCACAUCGACCAAGAGGUGUCGCUUCGAUCGCUCAGCGGAGUAUAGCAAACUCCGAUUUGGAAGCAUUUGAAGAUUCUGCCAAUCUAAGGAUCGUUGACAGUGGAAUCAAUGGUGCGCAAGGAGAAGACCAUUUGAUAAACGAUAAUGAUGGAUUUUCUUUCGAAGACUUGGAAUCGUAUGUUAUGCAACCAUUUAGACCACAUAUGGAACCCUCCAAACGACCGACAAAACCAUCUAUGCCAACAAAACCAACCACGACAACGAAACCAUCCACAAAGUCAUGUCGAGACUGUGGUUACUAUAUAAAUCCUAGCGAUGACGAAGAUGAUGAUGAUAUUGAAGACUUUAUUCCUUUUAUUGUUGACACUAGCGACAGCUCCGAACGUCCAGCGGUGAUUCUAUCGAAUUCUGAUGAUGCCUUUGCUGCCUAUAAUUGCCCGGCGUCUGGAGCCAAUGCUAAUAUUCUUUUUUCAGAGAGCUCAGCAGGACCGGUUAAUUCUGGGCCACUGUUCUCAGAGACAGAACCAGCUGUUAGGAUUAAACCUGUACCUAAGAGUGCCCAAUAUGACCCACAGCGUUCUCGAAUAGGCAUCAUUGCCACCGGCAGCGUAGGGUCUGCCGUGAAUCGGUUACCCAUCCAACAACCGCUUUCAAACAUCGUAGCGACGGGAUUGUUCCAGAAUACAGCGUCUACAGCUCAGCUUAAUUCAGACAUGAAUAGCAUUCCAUACAUGAUGAGCAACAACAAUGGACAAACCGGGUUCGCUGUUUGUCCGUACGAUGGAAUCAUUCCAGAUCCCCGGAACCCUCGAUACUACUAUCUGUGUCGGCAAGGACUUCCUUUGAAUGACGAAAAUCGCUUUGCUUGUGCCGAUGGAUAUGUCUUCAAUCCCAUCAGUCUGAAGUGCACCCCGCUCGUGUAGAGAAUGGUAUACUUCCUGGGCUAGACUCGUGAGCGUGUGUUUGGAACUUUAAUCGCCAGUGAUUGACUAUCAACGAUGAUGAUCGUUUGUUUUGUGCUGCAGCCA